This is a messenger RNA of Amoebophrya sp. A25, 3129 nucleotides long. Lineage: Eukaryota; Dinophyceae; Syndiniales; Amoebophryaceae. The record is from the annotation of a GenBank genome assembly.
GGAGCAGAAGAUCAUAGCGAUCUUAUCCAAUUGCAAGGUCCUGGGUCUCUGCAAAUUUUGCAACUAGCAGAAUCCUCGAGUUCGUCUGGAGUUGUUAACACCAAGAGCAAGACCCAGCAAAGCAGUAACCAGUAUCUUGACGUACAGAAGCACUAUGACGUGGAUGAUACUACCUUCGCUUUACUCGUUCGGGAUCUCGUUAUGCCUAUCCUAAGCAGUGCUGUGCAGGAACACGAGACUGUCGUAGCAUUGACACGCGACAACAGUCAGCCAUCAGCGCAUAAAAUGCUGUUGCAACGCAGGAUGCAUGAAGCACAGUGGCUGAAACAACUCAGCGCAUUUGUAUCGGCGAUGGAGCAACUCCUGCUUUUGCUUGUAAUGACGCUGAAGCUGCAGCAACGUGCCAGUAGCUUGAAUUACGAUUUGGCUUUUUCUGUUUCUGAUGCAUACUACACUUUCUUCACCUAUUUGUUAAUGAAUUUGGAUGAAGAUGAUGAAUCACAAUCAAAAUCAUAAUCCAUGUUGAAGAUGAAAUUGAUCAUGUAGAUGUCAUACUCUUACUCAGGAUUCCUCCUCUAAUGCCAGAAAAUGGUAGCCGAAGGCGCAAACGAAAGCGGGAAAUUAGUAGAUCGACUCACAACUAAUAUGGCAACCAUGGACGGAGCAGUUAAGGGAUUAGCCGAAGCCCUUGCUGAUUUGGAGCAAAAGAGGAGUGAAGUCACUGCCGAUAUGAGUUGCCAGUCUGACGGCGUCAAAAGCAAGCUAACCGAGAUUCAAGACAUCAAGCAGAGCUUGGUGGCUGAGAAAAAGCAACUGCUAAAACGAUUAGAAGAGAUCGAUACGAAAUUGAGCUUUUUCGAUGCUGAGGAGCAGGUUUUGAGAAAUCAGCAAGCGCAAAGUGGAUUGCAACAGCAGCUUUUGCGGCAGAAGUUUGAGGUGCAAAUAUCAGAAGAUCGCCAGAAGUUGUUGGCAAAGACUGACGAAAAAAUUGAGCAAUGCACUUUGCUGGCUUUGGUUCAAGAAGCUCGUGAAUUUGUGAACACUGGACGUGCGGCUGACGUAAAGGCACUGGAGCGUCGUGUUGAUGUGAAGAAAAGACAGCUGUUUCGAAGUUGCGUGGAUUUUUUGAACUUCGCCGGGACGGAUAUGAGAACAGCAGCGGAAGAGAUCGAGACAGUGCGAGAAAAAAGCAGCAAGGUUAUGGCCUUUGUGGGAUUCAGUUUGAGACUUUCUUCUCGUCUUCAGAACAUUGCUGGUGGAAAAUCUAGAUCGUCGAAUACAUGAGAGGGUGCGAGCAGCUGAGAGACGAUUUAACUACAAAAGGAGAAUGUUGAACCGUUACCAAACAUUCAGAUUUACAUUAUUCAACCAUCUAAUUCAUCCUCCCCAGACGCGUUUAGUUCAACAGCUUCCAGGUCCAGCGCAAAACAACUCGUUGAAGAAGCAGUACAGAAAACGCUCAAUCAGUUUGGUGCUCUACUCAGUAGCGUCGGGUUGCUAGAAGGGGAGGAAAGCGGAGCCUCUUCUGGCGACACCGACGAGCCUUCUUCUGCUCAGGAAAACAAGAACAACCCACCUAUCAAAGAGAAGAAGGGUAAAUCGCGUAGCUCACCAGCUUUUCCAAACAACAAGGAAUGUGCUUCGCCAGGGGGCCCUUCAUCUGCAAUGAAAAAAUCCUCUUCUGCACGUGGAGUUACGGCAAUUCUUGCCUGGGCUGGAGAUAGUUCAGUUUCUGAAGAAGAAGAGAAUGAAGAGGAAGAGGCAUCUGCUUUAGAUCAUCAGAAAGAGAUGGAAAAUAGAGAAAAGACUCCAGUCCUCGAUCCUGAAGUCCAUAGACCUCUUCUGAAUUUCCAGUAUUCGACUGGAAAUCAACUGCAGAGCAUCUUUGAGAUGAUCCAGGCAAUAGAAUGUGGUGGAGAUGAGCACCUUGGGGCUGCCUGUGCCGAUUGCGGCCGAGCGGACUCCAGCGUGACAUGGGCAAGUGUGACGCACGGCAUCUAUCUGUGCUUGCAGUGUGCUGGGCUUCAUCGAGGGCUCGGCGUGAGUCGAAGUUUCGUCCGGUCGAUUACCAUGGAUCGUUGGAGUUUCCGAGAACUGAUGCGCAUGCUUGUCGCAGCGAAAUACAACAGCACUUUACUAGCAGUGGGAGGUGCAGCGGAAAAAACGUGGCUGAAGUUCGGAAGAACAUACUCCUAUUCAAGAGAAAGUAGUGAAGAGUUACCGAGCCACUCGCUGAAAGGACAGCAACUGUUAGCGUAUCGCUACGCAUCUCAAUACGGUGAGUUUCACAAGAAAUUGCUCGACUGGCACGAAAACGCUGAAAUAUCAGCUGAACUGCAGAAACAACAACAAGAAAAGAACAAAACAUCUUCUAGUACUAGUACUGCGGCUCCAACAGCUCUGACGAAUGAGACUCAACAAAACGACGAUGAAGACCGAUCUGUCGAAGCUGAUCAGACGAAGCCAAUCGAGAGGGAAGUGGUGGAUGCGCUGACAAGUUUGCAUGCAUGGAAGCAAAGGACAUCCUCAAGAACAUCAUCAUCAAAUUCCGUAACAAUACUAGCAACACCAACGCAGGUUGAACAAAUGUAUAAAGAGUUACUUGGACUACUUUCAAGUAGCGACGGUAAACCAGGUGGAGCGGGGCCAUUAUCAAAGGCAAGGAAUAGCGACAUAGACCGAGACGAAGUAGUAGGUGCAAAGACCAACAAUGCAGAAAACAAGUCGCCGAAAAAAAUGGGGUGCUGGAACGCUGCGAGUGGUGAAACAUCAGACCAGAAUCUGACAUGGAAUGAUGUGCAAAAGUCACUUCGAAACUUCUCUUUAGGAUCGUCGUAGGACAGUGAUGGGGAGGAGGUUCGGAUUCAUAAAAUUUGUGUACUUAGUCGACUUGUUCUGACACUGACACUAGACGAGAAUCGUUAUUCCAAUUCCUCUCGUAGCACAUGCACUCCCACACGCACUCGGAAUUACUAUCACGCAGAUAACACUUUUGAUGACUAAGCAUCUUAAUCAGGGCACUGGCAGUCUGAUCACGCAGGAGCUAAGUGCUUCUAGUAGUGUAAGUAACUUUUGUCAGUUCAGCUGACAGCUAACUGCACUUGAUUAAGCAGCUUGGUUGCUCGGCUU